Microthlaspi erraticum is the source of this 1104-nucleotide messenger RNA. The record is from the annotation of a GenBank genome assembly. Lineage: Eukaryota; Viridiplantae; Streptophyta; Magnoliopsida; Brassicales; Brassicaceae.
AUGUCUCUUGCUGACAAGGCUCACCAAUGGGAGAAGAGCUUGCCCCAUGGCACAAUCACCACUUGGGAUGAAUGCAAGAAGGCCUUUCUUGCUAAGUUUUUCUCCACCGGUCGCACAGCCAAGCUAAGGAGUGAGAUAUCAAGCUUCAUCAGAGGAACAAUGAGACUUUUGCUGAGGCUUGGGAGAGAUUCAAGAGCUACACAAGUCACUUGUGGAAACAUUGCAAACUCCAAUGGAAGCUAUGGAGAAGAGUAUGAUCGCACCAACCGGAGCUCGACCCACCACUCGAUCGAGUCGACGAAAUUGAGAAAAGAUGUCAAAUCAUUGAAUGAGAAGUUGGAUAAGCUUAUCUUAGCUCAGUCCACAAUGAAGAAAGUCAAUUUUGUGUCUGCUGAAGAGAUGGAACCAGUCCAAGAAGGGGAGGAUACACAAUUUGCUGAAGUAUGUUACAUGAGCAAUGGGCAAGGAGGUUACAACAAAGGAUAUAUAAUUACAAGUCCAACCCAGCCAUGUCAUACAAACACUGAUGUUGCCAACCCUCAGGACCAGGUCUACCCUCAACAACAGCAAGCUCGAUCGAGUCAAGCCCCUCAACAUGGGUAUGGUCCUAAAAACAACUACCAAGGCCCUCAAGGGACUUUUCCUGGUCAAGCUGAUGGUGUUGUGGACACAAGCAAGAAGUUGGCUGAAAUCAACUCCAAGAUUGAGAACCUCAACACAAGAGUGUACUCUCUGGAGAAUCAUGCUUCUUCUGUGCUGCUGCUACAAAGCAAGGACAACUACCUGGUAAAGCUGUUCAGAACCCCAAGGAACAGUGCAAGGCUCCUGGAGUCCAGAUUGAUCAACCUGAAGUGCAGCACUACUGUAGCCUUUCACACUUCACCAGUUGAGCUCGCACAACAAGCUCGAUCGGCAGCUCGAUCGAGUCGAACUCUAGCUCGAUCGAGUCAGAUAUCAUCCGUACUCAAACCGAUUUUGCUUGAUCCUUACCAGCCAGUUGAUCCAUCAUCAGGCCGCCUACUCAGUCAAAGCCAUAAGGAAGUGAUUCACAAGUUCAGAAGAGACCUUAGUGAUUGGAUUGAGUUGCCUUCAUGGAAAGCAUGA